GCCUCAGAAAACCAUUUUCUUUUUUCUUUAUAUUAUUAUUAUUUAAAAAAAAAAAAUCAGAGAAAUUUGGAGAGAGAAAUAUAAAAAAGUGAAAAGAGACUAUGGAACGUAUGGGUGGCUUCCAUCGCUAUCGCAAGCAUGCAAAAUCAAGCUCCACUGUAUUGGAAGUAGUGCAGACCAACAACACCACCACCGAUGACACAACCAAAACCGCCACCGGUGCAGGUGACGGUGCCGGCAACUCCACCACCAACACAACCAACAACCCACAAGAACCAGAACGAGCCCUAGUGUGCAUGGUCCGAGAACAAGACCAGUACAUGCCAAUAGCCAACGUCAUACGCAUCAUGCGCCGCAUACUUCCCUCCCAUGCAAAAAUCUCCGACGACGCCAAGGAAACCAUCCAGGAAUGCGUCUCCGAGUACAUUAGCUUCGUCACCGGCGAAGCCAACGAGCGGUGCCAGCGCGAGCAGCGCAAGACCGUCACCGCCGAAGACAUCCUCUGGGCAAUGGGGAAGCUCGGCUUCGACGACUACGUGCAGCCGCUCACUCUCUUCCUCAGCCGCUACCGUGACUCCGAGAGCGACCGUACAAGUGUUCGUGUUGAGCCUCCCGCCGCUACUUUUGUGAGGCGCGGUGCUGCUGCUGCUGAAUAUGGGCCUGUUCAAGUUGGGGUCCAUGGGCCUUAUGUUCCGGGUUUUCAUGUGGGUCAUUACCCGAAUGUGUUUGAUGCUCCGGCUUCUGCAAUGGGUGGGUAUUAUAGGGAUGAGUCGGGUGGUGCUGGAACUGGAUCUUCUUCUCAGAAUGCUAUGGCUAAUUUUGACCCUUUUGCUCACUUUAAGUGAUUUGUUAAAAUGAGGGUAAAAAUAAUACAUUAACAAAAUGGACAAUGACAUAACUUUUACAGACCAUAGUUAAGACAGUGUUGGGUUGCUGUUUUUUUGUGCAUGCAAAGGCUAUUAUGAGGUUGAGUUAACAAAACAAACCAGCAAUUAUCUUAAAUUUUUUUUUUCUUUUUAAACUUUUUUCUCUGGCCUUUGUUGCUUUUUCAUGUUGUUAAGCUUUUUUGCCUUUAGAAACAGUCAUGAGGAAUUCUGUAAGCCAAAAUGGAUGAACUAAUCAAUGUUCAGUUGUCCUUUUGUAUUUCAUAUAACUAGUAAUUUCUUCCAA
Messenger RNA from Ziziphus jujuba (common jujube), 1170 nucleotides. RefSeq names its product nuclear transcription factor Y subunit B-9-like. Gene Ontology annotation, biological process: regulation of transcription by RNA polymerase II. The coding region runs from base 102 to 845 and encodes 247 amino acids. Lineage: Eukaryota; Viridiplantae; Streptophyta; Magnoliopsida; Rosales; Rhamnaceae. Gene Ontology annotation, cellular component: CCAAT-binding factor complex; nucleus. Gene Ontology annotation, molecular function: DNA-binding transcription activator activity, RNA polymerase II-specific; protein heterodimerization activity; RNA polymerase II cis-regulatory region sequence-specific DNA binding. The record is from RefSeq and is a predicted model, not a curated record. The transcript is spliced from 2 exons.